AUGCCACCACAUACCUCUGAGUCGCCAGCUAAAAAGCAGAGCAAAUGGUCGCCUGAAGAAGACGCACUGAUCAUCGAGCUCCGCGGAAGCGGGAUGAAAUGGGACGAUAUUUCCAAGCGUCUACCAGGUCGGAGCUCUAUCAGCUGCCGUCUUCACUACCAAAACUACCUCGAGAGACGCAGUGAAUGGGAUGAGGAGCGCAAGAACAAGCUGGCAAGGCUCUACGAAAGUCUCAAGGAAGCCUCCCGAGAGAUAUUCCGACUAUGCCAUCGCCAAGGUACAGCCGUGGCCCACCUGGACCUCUUAUACCGCCUCCUUCAUCCGGCGGACGGCCACUGGCAGCUCGACGCGAAAGCUUACCGACACGAUCGUCCUUUGCACCGCCCCCUCCGCCACACCAUCACAGCGACCCUAGCGGCUAUUCGUUGGCGCCAGCUAUAG
Molecule: messenger RNA, 441 nt
Organism: Sordaria macrospora k-hell
Lineage: Eukaryota; Fungi; Ascomycota; Sordariomycetes; Sordariales; Sordariaceae
Source: RefSeq, a predicted model, not a curated record